AAAAUCCAAAGCCAUUAGAGAAAGGAAACGUUGGAACCGGAACGCUCUCUCUCUCUCGCAUCCAUAUUCACAUUCAGAUUUCUCACCAAUUCGAGCGAAGGAAGCGGAAAUGGGUUUGACCUUUACGAAGCUCUUCGGUAGGCUUUUUUCUAAGAAAGAGAUGCGCAUUUUGAUGGUUGGUCUUGAUGCUGCUGGUAAGACCACGAUCUUGUACAAGCUGAAGCUUGGAGAAAUUGUGACCACCAUUCCCACUAUCGGAUUUAAUGUGGAGACUGUAGAAUACAAGAACAUCAGCUUUACCGUUUGGGAUGUUGGUGGUCAGGACAAGAUCCGUCCACUUUGGAGGCAUUACUUCCAGAAUACACAGGGCCUUAUUUUUGUUGUGGAUAGCAAUGAUAGGGACAGGGUCGUAGAGGCAAGAGAUGAGUUGCAUAGAAUGUUGAAUGAGGAUGAGCUUAGAGAUGCUGUUUUGCUUGUAUUUGCUAACAAGCAAGAUCUUCCUAAUGCCAUGAAUGCUGCAGAAAUAACUGACAAACUCGGUCUUCACUCCCUUCGCCAGCGCCACUGGUACAUCCAGAGCACAUGCGCGACAUCCGGGGAGGGCCUGUACGAAGGUUUGGAUUGGCUUUCCAACAACAUUGUUAGCAAGGCUUGAUGAGAGGUGGUUGAUGGUUUGGUUGGUCAGGACUGUGAUCAGAGGCCAUUCGUGAAAGGAUAGUGUUUUGUUUUUCCUUUCAGUGAUUAUUGUUAUAAUUAGGGAAAGAAAGAGUUCUAUUUUUACACAUAAUAUGUACUCAGGAUACUCUAAGCUACACUCUUAGCUUUUAAAGCUUCAUUCUUUUAUUACUUUUUCAUUUAAUCCCAAUUUCAAUUAUUUUCAUCU
Cucumis melo (muskmelon) is the source of this 883-nucleotide messenger RNA. Its product is annotated as ADP-ribosylation factor 1-like. The record is from RefSeq and is a predicted model, not a curated record. Gene Ontology annotation, molecular function: GTPase activity; GTP binding. The coding region runs from base 110 to 655 and encodes 181 amino acids. The transcript has 7 exons. Gene Ontology annotation, cellular component: cytoplasm. NCBI's taxonomy places the organism in Eukaryota, Viridiplantae, Streptophyta, Magnoliopsida, Cucurbitales, Cucurbitaceae. Gene Ontology annotation, biological process: vesicle-mediated transport; intracellular protein transport.